AGUGUUACUUGUCAGAGGUAAAUGUCAGUCGUAUUGUCAUGCAGAAUUUUUGACAAUAGACCUAACCUAAUAAUCAUCGAGGAAAAUUCUAACUUAACAUUAUACUUUAUAUUUUUAAAAUAUACAAGAAUUACUAUAUAACUAAAAUUAAAUGAGAAUGACUAAAUUAAUGGAAUGGAUACUUGUUGGACUUCUUGUACUUAGUUCAUGGAUAGCAGUACUCAUUGGAAAACCUAACUAUGCAAAUUUGAAUUGGUACUAUAAAUGGUUUCCAGUUAUCUUUAUAUUUCUUUUUGCUGUUUAUGCCGUAAUUACUGUAUUAUAUAGAGUGUUUACCUUUAAUAAUUGUAAAGCUGCUGCCAUUGAGCUUCAAAAUCAAAUUAAAGAAGCAAGGGCUGAUCUCGAGAGUAAGGGUAUCAGUUUCAAAAAACAAUUAUGAUAAUAAUUCUUUAAAAUAAGCUGUAU
Molecule: messenger RNA, 465 nt
Organism: Ceratosolen solmsi marchali
Lineage: Eukaryota; Metazoa; Arthropoda; Insecta; Hymenoptera; Agaonidae
Gene: Dpm3
Product: Dolichyl-phosphate mannosyltransferase subunit 3
Exons: 3
Coding region: 152-439 (95 amino acids)
Biological process (GO): GPI anchor biosynthetic process
Cellular component (GO): endoplasmic reticulum membrane; dolichol-phosphate-mannose synthase complex
Source: RefSeq, a predicted model, not a curated record